This is a messenger RNA of Hirsutella rhossiliensis, 2448 nucleotides long. RefSeq names its product reverse transcriptase (RNA-dependent DNA polymerase) domain-containing protein. The record is from RefSeq and is a predicted model, not a curated record. The transcript has 9 exons. Gene Ontology annotation, biological process: DNA integration. Bases 1 to 2448 code for a protein of 815 amino acids. Gene Ontology annotation, molecular function: nucleic acid binding. Lineage: Eukaryota; Fungi; Ascomycota; Sordariomycetes; Hypocreales; Ophiocordycipitaceae.
AUGGCUUUUAUCACCAUGGAUAUCGACGGCCGCGCAGAGCGUCUCUACGGCUAUGUGAUCCCAGGCCUUGAAUUCGAUCUAAUCCUUGGAAAGGGUUGGGCGGAACGAAAUGACGUCGUAUACAAAGCUGGAAAGCGCUUCUUGCAAAUCGGCCGCGGCAACAGUCGCGUGAAGGGCUGGAUCCGCGCCAGCAGUUCACCCGCCAGCGCGCCUGUCCUCUUCAACGACCGUUACCCUUUGCCGCUGAUCCGAGAGACCCUCCGCAACCUCGCCACUGCCCGAUGGUUCACCAAGCUUGACGUCCGCGCCGCUUUUCACAGACUUCGAGUCCGACACGGCGACGAAUGGAAAACCGCCUUUCGCACACGGUAUGGCCAAUUCGAAUGGCUGGUAACACCGUUUGGUCUCACAGGCGCGCCCGCGACCUUCCAGCGCUAUAUCAACUCGCACCUCCACGACCUCCUCGACGAAUUCUGCUCAGCCUACAUGGACGACGUCAUCAUCUACAGCGACGGCGACUACCUUGACCACAUGACCAAGGUCCGUACAGUGAUGGAACGCCUCCGCAAUGCCGGUCUUAAACUCGACCUCGAAAAGUGCGCUUUCGCCGCUAUUCGUGACUGGGAGGCGCCCACAACAGUGACAGGUGUCCGCUCUUUUCUUGGAUUUGCUAAUUUCUAUCGGGAGUUUAUCGAGACUUUCGCAGCUGUCUCUGAACCCCUCAAUAACCUUACCAAGAAGUUGACCAAAUGGAAUUGGGACGCUUCAGCGCAGAACGCCUUCAACAAGCUCAAGGAACUCCUCAUCACCUCACCCGUCCUCGCGAUGUUUCACUCCGACCGCGAGACUGUACUCGAAUGCGAUGCCUCCGGAUGGGCCGUUGGCGCCGUCCUCUCAGCGAGACGAAAGGGUAGACUGCGACCAGUCGGCUAUUUUUCACGCAAAUUCUCCGCUGCGGAGGUGAACUACGACAUUCACGACAAAGAACUUCUCGCCAUCGUCGCGGCAAUGGAGCACUUCUCAGGCGAGUUACGCAGCGUUGACAAAUUCAUAGUCGUCUCAGACCACAAGAACCUGCAAUACUUCAUGACCAACCGCCGCCUCUCCGAACGCCAGGUCCGCCUAGCGGAAACACUCUCUCGGUACACGUUCAAGAUCGUUUUUCGCGCUGGGAAGGACAAUACACAGCCGGACUUCCUCUCUCGCCGCGCCCAAGACCUGCCCGCUAACGGCGACGACGAGCGCCUUAAAAACCGCGAAUUCCAGCUGCUUAAAGAUCAUUGGCUACCUCCACGCACCGUCAAGCAUCACCAAGGCGACUACAUUCUUAACCAACUCGUCAGCGCGUUGCUCUGGGACCGCGGCCUGAUCGAAGACGGCGAGUACCGCAACAUACACGCCUCUGUUGUCCAAGGCAACGCCACCUUCCCUUCGGAAUACAACCUUUCUGUCCAGGUACCUGACUGCGAAAUCGACGACCGCGGAGCAUUGCUCCGGCGCGGCGCUUUAUGGACACACGACUCUCACAUUACGGGUCACCCUGGGCGCGACGUUACGCUCAACAUUCUUCAACGGAGCUACUUUUGGCCCCAGCAAUACCUUAUGUGCCACUACAGAUUCCACGGCUUUCCAAAGACGAUGACAUCUGACAGAGGCAGCAACUGGGUUAGCAAAUUCUGGCAACGGCUUUGUGAACUCGUGCGCAUUGAGCAACGUCUAUCCACGGCAUACCACCCUCAGACCGAUGGCGCUACCGAACGGAUGAAUCAAGAGGUCCUUGUUUACUUACGAAUCUUCGUCGCCUACGCCCAGACCGACUGGGCAGGUCUUCUGCCAAUGGCCAUGCUCGCGAUCAACAACCGCGAUUCCUCUGUCACGGGUUACAGCCCCUUUUUCCUCACUCACGGGUACCACGCCGAGCCUAUCCAACAAAACCAAAUCUCAUCUCGCUCCAAAACCGACCCCAAGGCCCGUGCCGACCACUUCAUUGCCCGCCUACGAGAGGGUCAAGAAUUAGCCCAAGCAGCGAAAGCGACGGCACAACAAAUCAUGGAACACCAGGCGAAUAAAGGGCGGCGGCCAAGUCAAAAGUUCGUUGUCGGGGAGCGUGUCUGGCUGAAUUUGAAGAACGUUACCACCCCAACUCAAAAGAAACUCUCGUGGACACAAGCCCAGUACAAGGUCACCAGAGUCAUCGCCCCUGACGUCUACGAACUCGAUGUCCCUUCCAACAUACACCCGCGCUUCUUUGCUGACCUCCUUCGCAAAGACCCUAACGACCCUCUUCCAUCACAAGUACAAGACGACACACAACCACCACCGCUACUAGACGAACGCCACCCCAAGGGCCGAGAACUUCUCGUCAAAUGGGACGGAUAUAUCGAACCCACGUGGGAACCACGUGACAACAUCAAGCUUACGGACGCCUUCAAGAGGGUCUACGAGUAA